Molecule: messenger RNA, 820 nt
Organism: Radiomyces spectabilis
Lineage: Eukaryota; Fungi; Mucoromycota; Mucoromycetes; Mucorales; Radiomycetaceae
Exons: 4
Coding region: 122-514 (130 amino acids)
Biological process (GO): negative regulation of apoptotic process; protein stabilization
Molecular function (GO): protein binding
Source: RefSeq, a predicted model, not a curated record
CGAAAAGUCUUCGGAUCUUGAAAAAAUAGUCUGCCACCCGCUGCAAGCUAUAUUUUUGGGGUGCGCCACCACACGCUGCCAGAGAAACACACACUUAAACCACGGUCGUUCUGUUGCUGUCAUGUCGUCUCCGAAACCUCAAGGAAAAGAAGUAUCUAAAAAAGCUAGCCAACCUGCAGAUGAGGCCCACGAUGAGAAUGAACACGUAGAAAAAGGUGCCAAAGGCGAAGCGACAAAAGAUAUGAAGAAUGUCACCAGCUACCUCAAUGAAGAACUGGCCAAUCGUCAAGUGGAUGCCGACAAAUUAGCAAAGACUAUGAGUUUCCUCAACGAGGAAGCUAAAAAGCACAAGCACGAAACCUUGAAUAAAACCAUGGCAACGUCUGUGGACAAGGAAGCAGUUUCUGUGGUGAUGAAUCAGUUAGAGGUUAGCAAGACUGAAGCUGAGAAAGCUUUGCGAGAACACAACAAUGACAUUGUCAAAGCGUUGAUAAGCAUCAUGGAGACGGCAUAAUGAGCCAAAUAAAAAAAGGAAUAUAAAAACAUCAGAUGUGACAUUGGUUAUUUUCUGCAAACGACUAGAAACGAAGGCAGAAUGGUAUGUAUUUUACGACAACGAUCACAGUCGUAAGUAUAUAGAACAUGGAUAUGAAUGGAUUCAUUCAAGUUGAAUCAUGUUAUGUGAACGAAAAGCGUAUUUAUCAUAGAUUCGAAGGGUUUGGGCUUUAUUUCUGCGAGGCAAAAAUUGCAAGGAAAAGAAAAAAUGUUAUUAUCAAAGCAAUGUUGUGAAAUAAGGUGACAAGGAAGAUUAAGGAGGGGA